Trichomonas vaginalis G3 is the source of this 1671-nucleotide messenger RNA. Its product is annotated as regulation of translation. NCBI's taxonomy places the organism in Eukaryota, Parabasalia, Trichomonadida, Trichomonadidae. Gene Ontology annotation, molecular function: protein binding. Gene Ontology annotation, cellular component: CCR4-NOT complex. Gene Ontology annotation, biological process: mRNA catabolic process; negative regulation of translation. The record is from RefSeq and is a predicted model, not a curated record. The transcript has a single exon. The coding region runs from base 1 to 1671 and encodes 556 amino acids.
AUGAGUGUUUAUCAACAACUAUUUUACCAUGGCAAAUAUGAUAAGCUUCUCAACGAGCUUCUUGCCAUUCAAGAUCGUUCAGUCCAGGAAACACACAAUCUUGCUAUUACUCGUUACUUAAUUACAGGUGAUUCUCCAUUACCUGAAUUGCAAAAACUUGUAGAUAGUAUUAAAGCCGAAACUCUUGCCCAAACAUCAUGGCCGACACAUCCAUCAUACGCAUUAUUAAUGUAUCACAUUUGUCUUUACUAUUUUAGAUCAUCCAACUACCAGAACUGCAUUAAAAACUUAAAUAACAUCUGGGCGAACAUCGAUAAGAUUGACAAAGUCAUUGGACUUUGUGUUUCCCUGUUAACUAUUGAGCUUGCAAUUCGUACUGGCGAAAACGAGAAUAUUGAAAAAGCUUUCAACUUCAUUCAGUCGAAUUUCCAAACACCCGAGUCAAUCACAUCACUUUUAGCAUCAAAGAACAUUGAUGGCCAAAUCGUUAAAGAGAUUUCUCAAAAUGUUCAAUACGCAAAACUUCGCUACGAUGUUUCUCAGUUAAUAAACAAGCCAAUGGACGAAGAAGUCAGAAAUCAACUCGAAGAGAUCCUUUCUCAAAAAGAAAUUACUCCAGAUUCCAAGAAUCGUUCUCCCAUGAGUAUUGCACAGGUUUUACCUCUUGCAUGUGCCGCUCUUCGUCUUGGUGAUCAAAUGAGAUUCCAAACGGUCCUUGAAACUGCAGAUGAUGCAGUUAAUUUUUCAAUCCUCAACAACAGAGGUAUUUCCGAGUUAUUACAGAAGCGCUAUUCAUCCGCCUUACUCCACUUUACAAAAUCCUUGAAUUCAAGGCCAAACAACGAGUUAAUUUACCCUUAUCAUCAAGUUGCCUACAAUCUUGGCAUUUCCUUACUCAUGAAGCACCAGCCACAGAACGCUUUUCAAUUCCUCUAUCCUAUCAUACCUCUAAUGUCACGUUCUCCCUAUCUUUGGCUCAGAUUGGCCGAAUGCAUCGUAAUGUACUACAAAGAUCGCAUCCAAGAGCUUCGCAAGCAGACACAGGUUAACUCCGUUAUUGCCAAGAAGCUAUCCACUGAGUCCAGGACCUUCUACAUCCUUCCUUUACCCGACAACAAAUUGUUCGACCAAUACAAGACACAAAACUCGAACAUGACGUUGGAAUUCGCCGAGAAAUGCACGAGAAACGCGAUCACACUCUGCGGAUACAACCCACAGCUCAAUUCCGUGCGAAGAGCUUCAGAAUUACUCUGCAGUUUCAUUUCAUUAGAACUUGGUGACGGAAAACGAGCUGCUGACAUGGGCAAAACAGUUACAGCCGACAAUACUGUUGAUAACCAACAGAAAUUCCUUGCAAAAAUCUAUUCCGCACAAGGACAUUUGAUGGUCGGAGAGUCUGAAGAGUCUUCCAAGAUCCUUUCGAGGUUAUUGAUCGAGAAUGACUUGAAGAAGGAGAAGGACCAACUCAUAAGACACGCGCUAACAUUCGCAAGGGUCGGAAUGGCAACAAAUGACACAAAAAGAGUUGAAAAUCAAUUACAAAAGGUGUCAGAUACCGACCAAAAGAAACCUGAAUGGGUUUUGACGAAUAUCGCAUUCGAGUUGCAGAGAAGACACGUAAGACAGGCUCACCAGAUACUUCUCAAUUACUGUAACUCAAAUACUGAGUAA